Molecule: messenger RNA, 2589 nt
Organism: Olea europaea var. sylvestris
Lineage: Eukaryota; Viridiplantae; Streptophyta; Magnoliopsida; Lamiales; Oleaceae
Product: serine/threonine-protein kinase D6PK
Exons: 3
Coding region: 463-2589 (708 amino acids)
Biological process (GO): protein phosphorylation
Cellular component (GO): nucleus; cytoplasm; plasma membrane
Molecular function (GO): protein serine/threonine kinase activity; ATP binding
Source: RefSeq, a predicted model, not a curated record
GUGCCAUUCUCACCCCAAAGCAUACAACAAUAAAGCAAAAGCCACCCUACCCUACGUUACCCCAACCAAACCCCACCCAUCUAUGUCACUCCUAUUAUUAUACAGCUAAUGUAUGCAUUCUGCAAUUUUCUAAGCUAUAUUUAUCACUUUCAAUCAGCUGCAAUCUUUGAACACAGAAAUUCAAGAAAAUUAUUAUCUUUGUGUACAUUUUGUGGUUCCACCUCUCUUCGCGCAAAUUUUCACCGUUCUCUCUUAUGGGUUUUUGGUAGUUUACAAUAUUUUGGGACAAAUAGAAGAUUAUUUCAUUGAUUGUUAGAUGAAUCCAGAUCCGGAUUUGAUUCACUUCACGAAAGAUACUGAUUUUUCGCAGUGGUAACUGGAUGCUACAUUUUGCAGCUACUAUUAUUUCGCUAGUUGUGUCUAACAGAGAGAGAAACUUGUGAUGAUAUUUGGUGAUCGGAAAUGGAAAGGGUUCAUAAGGCGAAACCACUUCCCAAAGAGUUGCUGACAAAAGUUUCAAUUAAUCAGCCUAGUUUGUUAAGGGAAGAUUUUAGGAAUCCAUCGAUUGUGUGUGACUCAAGGCAUUUGGACUCGGCUGCACGUGUGCGAAGAUGGAAAGGAAAGAACUCUUUAACAGAUAAUGAAGAACUCAUUCCUGAUAUUGUUUCGUUUAAGGCAAGUGGUGAUUCAUUCGAGGAAAGUGGCUCAACUUCAUUCCAUGGGGUGAGUCAUCCUCCUGAACCCAUUGAUAAGGACCUGAUGAGACCAUUAUAUGUACCUAUUGGUCAGAACAAUGGGGACAGAAAAUGUCUCGCUAAAAGCUUGUAUACGAAGGCUCCGUUUUUGGAAAAUCUUUCAAUACAUGUACCGAGUAUAAAGCCAAGCCUGUCACUACUUUCUCCGGCAGAAAGGUUGGUUGAAGAAUCUAACGACAUAGCCCCGGUCUCCUCUCCAUUUUCUGUUCCUUAUCCAUUGAAAAAUACCGUUGAAGCAAGUCUGCCGAUGGAUACUGAAGAGAAAGACGAAUGUAUAUGGGAUUCUUCACUACCUCCGAGUGGUAAUGUUAGCCCCCACAGUAGUAUCGAUAGCACCGGUGUUUUUACGACUAUGAGUUUUGUCAAUAGCAGCACUAGCACAAACAGGAGUGAUGUGAUAAUGAGUGAUGGGAUGCUUAGUUUGGACAAAAACUACGAAAUUACUAAAGGUAGCAUUCGAGGGGACUCGCUUGAGAGUACUAAAACUAGCCUUAGCCGAGUAAGUGAUAGCAGUGGUCUUAGUGAUGACAGUAACUGGAGUAAUAUAACUGGCAGCGCAAAUAAACCUCACAAAGGAAAUGAUCCUCGAUGGAAGGCCAUUCUUGCUAUUCGAAUCCGUGAUGGUAUUUUAGGCAUGAGUCAAUUCAAGUUGCACAGAAGACUUGGCUGCGGAGAUAUUGGAAGUGUUUAUCUCUCGGAAUUGACUGGAACUCGGUGUUUGUUUGCAAUGAAAGUGAUGGAUAAAGCAUCUCUCGCAAGCAGGAACAAAUUGAUCAGGUCUCAGACUGAAAGAGAAAUCUUGCAGCUGCUAGACCAUCCAUUCUUGCCCACAUUGUACACUCACUUUGAAACGGACAGAUUCUCAUGCUUGGUCAUGGAAUAUUGUCCAGGAGGCGAUCUGCAUACCCUGAGGCAACGACAACCAGGGAAACAUUUUUCGGAGUAUGCUGCACGGUUUUAUGCUGCUGAGGUUUUAUUGGCGCUCGAGUACCUUCACAUGUUGGGAGUUGUGUACAGAGACCUGAAACCUGAAAACAUUCUUGUUCGUGAUGAUGGCCACAUUAUGCUUUCCGACUUCGAUCUUUCCCUGAGAUGUGCAGUUUCGCCAACCCUAAUAAGAACAUCUGGGUCUGAUUCUGAUCCUUCCAAACGAGGAGCUGCAUUCUGUGUACAACCAGUGUGCAUUGAGCCCACAUCAGCAUGUAUUCAGCCAUCAUGUUUCCUUCCUCGAAUUUUCGGUCAAAAAAGUAAGAAAAAUAAUCCCGGAAAACCACGAGCAGAGCUCGGCCUGCAUUCCGGUGCGCUGCCUGAGCUAGUUGCGGAACCCACUGCAGCACGGUCCAUGUCAUUUGUCGGCACCCAUGAAUACUUGGCCCCUGAAAUCAUCAAGGCUGAAGGCCAUGGAAGUGCAGUGGAUUGGUGGACAUUUGGUAUAUUCUUACAUGAACUACUCUAUGGUAAAACCCCAUUUAAAGGGUCGGGAAAUCGAGCAACCCUCUUCAACGUAGUCGGGCAGCAACUUAAAUUUCCAGACUCACCUGCAACCAGUUAUGCCAGCCGGGAUCUUAUCCGUGGUCUACUUGUUAAAGAUCCACUACAACGGCUCGGGGUGAAGAGAGGCGCAACAGAGAUAAAGCAGCACCCUUUCUUCGAAGGUGUUAAUUGGGCUCUGAUACGCUGCAGUACGCCACCGGAGGUGCCAAGACCAGUCGAGAUGGAGCCUCCGGUGAAGUUUGAGCAAGUAAGCCCAAUCGGGGUCAGCAACAACAGCAAAAGGGUGGUAGGAACAGAGAUGAAGCCUGGGGGAAAUUUUCUGGAUUUUGAGUUCUUUUAG